Molecule: messenger RNA, 1442 nt
Organism: Lucilia cuprina (Australian sheep blowfly)
Lineage: Eukaryota; Metazoa; Arthropoda; Insecta; Diptera; Calliphoridae
Product: organic solute transporter alpha-like protein
Exons: 6
Coding region: 334-1308 (324 amino acids)
Biological process (GO): transport
Molecular function (GO): transporter activity
Source: RefSeq, a predicted model, not a curated record
UUGUUGUUGUUGACUUUUAACAAACAUAUUGCAAAUUACAAUUUCUGUUGCAGUCAGAACAGAGAAAACAACGUUGCACCACAUUGGUUGUUUAAUGUGAAAAUAACUCCAAGAAAAAUGUGGUGAAAAUUUUGUGGUUAUAUUGAAUUGUAAACUGAAGCAGCCCCUUUUUAACAAAAUACUUGCUCAAAUAAUAAAGCCUCCAGACUCUUAACAUUGCCCAUCAUUGCCACUUACUCAUGAACACUUGAGUCAUCACUACUUAAUUAUCAAGUACUUAAGUGUUAUUUUCAAUAAAACAUAAAAAAAAUUCGAAAACAAAUCCUUAUAAAAAUGUCAUCAAACAUUAAAUAUUUUCAUCAUCAUCAUUUAGAACAGGGACAACAACAGCAGCAGCAGUUGUCUCUAUUUAAUUUUACAAGAGAAAUUUCAAAUGUAACAGAAUUGGAUCCUAGCAUUUUUUGGCAUCCUACGUUAUCGGAUUAUUACAACAAUCUUACACCAUUUAUAACACUUUCCGUAUUUGUGGCAACACUUCUAUUAUUACUCAACAUUUCCAUAUUUUGUACCACGGUAUCACGCGUUAAACGACGUGUAAAUGUCUACUUUAGAGGCCCUACCAUAGUGUUGUGCUCCCUGUAUCCUAUAAUUUGUUGUGCAGCUUUAACUACCAUUUUAUUACCGAAAAGCUGGCUAAUAUGUCACACCGUCAUGCAUUUAUGCUUUACGGUCGGCGCGGUAAUGUUUCGCCAAUUAUGUUUUCGUUAUGUUGAUUCUGAGGUGAAUUAUAUGAAAGAAACUGAUGGUGCUGCGGUCACUAUAAAUACACCACCAUGUUGUUGUUGCUGUUUAUGUUUGCCGGCCAUGGUGCCGUCGAAGGCUAAGUUUUGUUUGUUACGUUAUAUGGUGUGGCAAAUGCCUUUUGUUCAGGGCUGUAUAAUGUUGGUAUUAAAUGUGAUCUAUUAUAGAGAACAGUCUUUGUACCAGAGUGUUUCUUUGUAUUUUAUCCCUUUUAUUGUGUGCUCUAUUUUAGUGGGUUUAUGGGGCUUAAACAUUACCGUACGUAUGGUCAAUGUCAUACAUUCCGAAUACAAUUUAAUGAAAAAAAUGUUUUGCCUGCAACUCAUUUUGCUGUUGUGUAAAUUGCAAUAUCUUUUAUUGGACAGUCAAUUGAAUCAUUUAGUUUUAGGCGGCGAAUAUCCCAUCAAUCACACCAUUUAUAAACAAACUAUCAUAAAUCUUUUGAUUUUAUGCGAAAUGGUUUUGGUCUCAAUGUUGGCCCAAAAUGCCUAUAAAAUACCAACUUAAAAAGCCAGACAUAUGAAGAACCUAACAGGGCUAUUCAGCAGAGUACAGUUGAGUUAUUAAGCAAGCGUAUUAUGUUAAGAAAUACUUAUAGUGAUUGUGAUAUAAAUUAUAUUCUAAAAUAAAUUUUUAUUAAA